AUGGAUGAUCAGGGAGACUCAUGUCUGAACUAUAAAGAGGCUGAACAGUUGCUUUAUUGUUUGUGUCUGGAGACAAAGAAAGGGUUGCUGUACAUCAAUGCGAGUGGCUGGAAGCACAUCCCUAACCCUGGUGAUGAGAACAAGCCUGUGCCUGUAUGUGGAGGGAAACUGGAGACAGACAUUCAUGAAGGAGGAGACGACUACAGUAAGGUGGAUGUGGCGUUCAGUCCUGCAGUGCAGCAGCAGGCUCAGAAGGACAAGAGGGAGAAGGACCAGGUCCACCUGUUAGCCCUGAGUUUCACCCAGCAGCAGCAUGGCCUGCGUCUGGCCCAGCAGUACAAUGUCAGCAGCAGUAAGCUAAAGGGCAGCCUAGAGGACAAGCAGUGCCGCCUGGGUUCUCUAAAACAGUCCAGCCACCAACACAGCCUCCCAGACCCCAGCUUCCCUGUUCCAGCAGAUCUCCUUCUGCGUGAAGGGCAGACCGAGGACAGUACACCUGUGCAGCUCAUCACAUCUGUCCAGCUAUCAUCUGGGCCAGGGGACCAAAGCAACAAGACCAAGAACCCGAUCCAGGUGAUCUCUAGCUCAGUGACAGCCCAGCCUCAGCAGCCACAGAACCAGCUCACUGUUAACUCUGACCCCAGGGACCUCUCUAGAAUCCUGGAGCUGACUGUGGAGCUACCAAAUGUUCACUCCAUCACAGAGUGCCAUCUCAUCAUUUCCUAGGUCAGGGACCUCUCUAGAAUCCUGGAGCUGACUGUGGAGCUACCAAAUGUUCACUCCAUCACAGAGUGCCAUCUCAUAAUUUCCUAGGUCAGGGACCUCUCUAGAAUCCUGGAGCUGACUGUGGAGCUACCAAAUGUUCACUCCAUCACAUAGUGCCAUCUCAUCAUUUCCUAGGUCAGGGACCUCUCUGUUUCCCCUUUCCCUUGUGCUAUGAAUAAGGCCCUGUGACAGAUUAACAAAAAUUAUGUUGAUUUUGCUUAAGCGCUUCCUAUGUUGACAUAAUAGCCUAUGUUACAUUAUAAGUUAUCCUUUCUGUUGUCUUGUUGGUCUAAAAGUUUGGGUGUAUUUCUCUAUAAUAAUGAUAUACUACUAGAAGUGGAGGAAAUCAAUCCAUCUACACCUGGAGCUGCCUGAGACUGUGAAUGAGGAGUCGGCCUCUGCCACGUUCAACAAGAAACGGACAUUAACUUUGCAAGUGUCUAUACUCUAGUGCCGUUACUGCAGACACUAAAAGCACACACGUUAAUAGACAAAAAAACAAAACACUGUCUGCUCUGGCAUGUCACACUUACACCCAGUAGGUGAUUUGUCUCUAUGAAGGGACACGGCACUUUGGAAAUAUAAGAAGGCCAUUAGAGAAGGCAGUAACUUCAGUUACCUCAAAGCAAAUGGACCAAAAUAAAUGUAAUUUCUCCUAUGCAUCCUA
Messenger RNA from Oncorhynchus kisutch (coho salmon), 1432 nucleotides. RefSeq names its product PIH1 domain-containing protein 2-like. Lineage: Eukaryota; Metazoa; Chordata; Actinopteri; Salmoniformes; Salmonidae. Gene Ontology annotation, biological process: box C/D snoRNP assembly; rRNA processing. The transcript has 4 exons. The record is from RefSeq and is a predicted model, not a curated record. The coding region runs from base 1 to 726 and encodes 241 amino acids. Gene Ontology annotation, cellular component: R2TP complex; cytoplasm; ribonucleoprotein complex.